CCCAUUCGAGCUAAACUGGAGGGAUUUCUGUAGUAUUGAGCGAGCAGCUAACACGUUAGCAACACUGAGAUAACCUAUUUGCAAAUAAUUCGCUCCUUAAAAAAAGGAAACCAAGCCGGCUCAGAGGAUGGAUUUAGAAGACGACACGACCAUUUUAACAACCCUGAAGUCCUUCAAUUCCUUCAUCAGCCGCCCCGAACAUCCACAGCGGCUGUCAGAGCACUCAGCAGGGAGUGGAAUCCUGCAGAGUCAGUACAAGCGCAGCAUGGAGCUUUUAGAAGCAGCAGAGAGGGUUCACUCCAAGAAUCGCUACCUGCAGUUGGACCAGGAAAAGAAACAGAUGGAGCUGAGUCACAAACGGGCUCGUUUUGAACUGGAGAAGGCAGCCUCAGACAGCGCACGAGACUUGGAGCAUGAGGUGGAUCGGAACCAGGAGCUUUUGACACAAAUAAAGAAGCUGGAGGAGAGAGCGGAAGAGGCGAAUAAGAAGAUAACAGAGCAGAAGGAAGCAAAUGAUGCUCUCCAGAAGAACCUGGAGGGUCUAAACAAGACACUGGAGGAACGAGAUGAUAAGCUUGGCACAGCUAACCAGACCAUCAGCUCUUUGAAGGAUGAGAUCAGAGAGCUCAGGCAGAAGAUUCAAAACCAAGACUCAAAAAUUUCUGCUCAAACGCUCGAAAACCAGGAGUUACAGGAAAAGCUAGAUUUGCAACAAAGGAAGUAUCAGGAAGUCUCUCAACUUUGCCAAAGUCUCCAAGCUGCGCAGUCCUCAUGCUCUGAUCACAUAAUCAAGAUUAAGGAGUUGGAAAGGCGGCUUGUGUUCCAGGAGCAGGACUUUGCCAUUGUGAAGACUGUAAAGUCAGAGGUGGCCAGAGUUCCAGAUCUGGAAAAGGAGCUGAAGCGCCUCAGAGAUGAUAAUGCUUACCUCAGGGAGAGCAGAGAAAAUUGCAGCCUGUUGAAAGAGGAGGUGGAGGGUCUGCGGAAGAAGCUGGAGAGGAUGGAGAAAACCAAAGAAGAGCUGAUCAACAUAGAACUGGAAAAAGAGAGGCUCACUGAGAAGCUCCACGCCUGGGAGAACCUUGGGCAAUCUACUGGACUCAACAUAAGGUCAGACACUAUUUCAAAGUGUGUACGUUUGAAUCACAAAGAAAAAUAUUUAAAUAGACAUUUAUAUAAUCUCUCCAAUAUUGUGAGGAGUGUGGAGCGUUCACAGUCUGAGCUUCGUGCAGAGCUGACCCAGCAGCACAGCAAGACUCUGGAGGAGCAAAAGAAGAGAGAGGCACAGGACGCUCUUGUCCGUCGACUGCAGAAGCGGGUGCUGCUGUUAACCAAGGAGCGGGAUGGAAUGCGUGCCAUAUUAGAGUCCUAUGACAGCGAGCUGGCGCCUACUGAGUACUCUCCUCAACUGAGCAAACGACUCAGGGAGGCCGAGGACAUACUGCAGAAGACACAGAGCCAUAAUGCAGAGAUGGAGGCUCAGCUGACCAAAGCGCAGGAGGAGACAGGGACACUAAAACUGCAGCUACAAACAGCGGAGCUGGAGCUGGAGUCUUUAAAGAAGCAGCAGGCCUCUGCUACUGACAGCAACUCUUUACUGACCAAAGAAGAGGUCACCAUUCUCAGACAGAAAAUUGAAGAUUUAGAGAGAGAGCGGCAACGUUUGGAGGAGCAGAAUAACAUUCUGGAGAUGAGACUGGAGAGACACAACCUACAGGGAGACUACGAUCCAGUCAAAACCCGUGUUCUCCACCUCAAAGUGAACCCCACCGCCAUUGCCAAACAAGAGCGCCAGCAGGAAGUGGAGGCUCUCCGGCAAGAAGUGACACGGCUCAGGGAUCUUGUACGCUCUUUGCAGAGUGGAGGUGCUGUGGGGCAUUCCCAGGAUGACACGCACAACCCCAGCUUCAGCCUUAGUUUGGCUCCUUCAAAGGAAGUGUUGGAUUUGCGUAAACAAAUGGAGAGUUCAGAGCUGAGGAACCAGAGACUUAAAGAGGUGUUUCAGAGAAAAAUACAGGAGUUUCGCACAGUGUGCUACGUCCUGACCGGCUACCAGAUCGAUAUAACCACUGAGAACCAAUACCGGCUCACGUCUGUCUACGCGGAGCACAUGGAUGACUCCUUGCUCUUCAAAAAGGGCUCCAACGGAAGCAUGCAGCUUAUGGAAACAGAGUUCUCCAAAACUCUGGGAGAGAUGGUGGCUCUUCAUCUGCAUCACCAGAAGAGCAUCCCAGCGUUCCUCUCCGCCGUGACCCUCGACCUCUUCAGCCGACAGACCACAGUCUGACAGAACUGCACACCAUCUCACACACUCCUGUAAAAAUUCGAGAUGAGCUUAACUUUUAUUUUGACUCCCCC
Molecule: messenger RNA, 2355 nt
Organism: Neolamprologus brichardi
Lineage: Eukaryota; Metazoa; Chordata; Actinopteri; Cichliformes; Cichlidae
Source: RefSeq, a predicted model, not a curated record